AUGGCCAACACCACCAAGGUCGCCCUAGGUUUGGGCAUAAUCCUUGUUUUUCUGCAGGUUUUGUGCGCCGUUUCCCGGCCCCACAUUUCUCCAGGGAAGUCGUUGCUCGUCAACACCCCGGCGGUGAUGACGCUGAACGGCUUCCAGCAAGGUGAGGGGGGCGGCGGGCCGGCGGCGUGCGACGGCCAGUACCACAGCGACGAAGACUUCAUCGUGUCCCUGUCCUCUGAGUGGUUCGACGGCGGGGCACGGUGCGGCAAGCAGAUCCGCAUCGAAGACUCCUCCAACAUGGGCAUUGUAGCCAUGGUCGUGGACGAGUGCCGCGACUGUGACAACGAGGUGGGCGCGUCCGCACACAUCUGGCGCAACUUCCGGCUUGACCCCAGCCUCGGCGAGGUGAGCAUCAGGUUCUCAGACUUCAACUGA
Messenger RNA from Lolium rigidum, 426 nucleotides. RefSeq names its product putative ripening-related protein 7. The transcript has a single exon. NCBI's taxonomy places the organism in Eukaryota, Viridiplantae, Streptophyta, Magnoliopsida, Poales, Poaceae. The coding region runs from base 1 to 426 and encodes 141 amino acids. The record is from RefSeq and is a predicted model, not a curated record.